GCCAUGUACAAAAGUAACCGGAGCACUGUGGGAGGAUUUUUCCUCGCUGGUCGCAGCAUGGUGUGGUGGCCUAUCGGUGCCUCCCUGUUUGCCAGCAAUAUUGGCAGCGGACACUUCGUGGGCCUGGCUGGGUCAGGAGCCGCGGCCGGGAUUGCUCAAGGGGGCUUCGAGUGGAAUGCUCUGUUUAUUGUGGUGCUGCUGGGAUGGCUGUUUGUGCCAAUCUACAUCACGGCGGGGGUCGUCACAAUGCCAGAAUACUUAAAGAAGCGCUUUGGGGGAAACAGGAUACAAUACUACUUGUCUGGCCUGUCCCUCAUUCUCUAUGUACUCACCAAAAUCUCGGCUGACAUGUUUUCCGGAGGAAUAUUCAUCCGUCAAGCGAUCGGCUUGAAUAUCUACUUGGCUGUCAUCUGCCUCCUUAUAAUUACCGGCCUCUACACUGUGACUGGUGGCCUCACUGCGGUGAUUUACACCGACACCGUGCAGACUGUCAUCAUGUUGGUGGGCUCCUUAAUCCUCAUGGUCUUCGCGUUCAACGCUGUGGGGGGCUACGAUGCCAUGUACGAAAAAUACAUGCUGGCCAUCCCGACGCCGCCACCGCCGGAGAUGAACAUCAGCGAGGAGUGCUACACACCUCGUCCAGACUCUCUGAACCUACUGAGGGACCCCAUCACGGGCGAUCUGCCAUGGCCCGGCCUCCUAUUUGGCCUGACCAUCAUCGCGACUUGGUACUGGUGCACCGAUCAGGUGAUUGUACAGCGCUGCCUGUCUGCCAAGGAUAUGUCCCACGUAAAGGGUGGCUGCAUCAUGUGUGGUUACCUCAAGCUGCUGCCCAUGUACCUCAUGGUCAUGCCAGGCAUGAUCAGCCGCAUUUUGUACACAGAUGUUGUGGCAUGUGUGGAGCCUGAGAAAUGUAAGGAGUACUGUGACACGGACGUGGGCUGUACCAACAUUGCCUACCCACUGCUUGUCAUCAACCUCAUGCCAAAUGGCUUACGAGGCUUGAUGCUGUCCGUAAUGUUGGCCUCCCUCAUGAGCUCCCUCACCUCCAUCUUCAACAGCGCCAGCACACUCUUCACCCUGGACAUCUACAACAAAAUCCGCACAAGUGCCACCGAGCGUGAACUCAUGCUUGCUGGCAGGGUGUUCAUCCUGGUGCUCAUUGGGAUCAGCAUAGCCUGGAUUCCCAUCAUUGAGGGUGCUCAGAGUGGGCAACUCUUUGACUACAUUCAGUCCAUCACCAGCUACCUGGGGCCCCCCAUCGCAGCCGUCUUCCUGCUUGCCAUCUUUGUCAAGCGUGUCCAUGAGGAAGGAGCCUUCUGGGGCCUCAUUUUUGGGCUUUCUGAUUGGCAUGUCCCGCUUGAUUACUGAGUUGCUUACGGCACAGGAUCUUGCAAAAAAACCAACUGCCCCACUAUCAUCUGUGGUGUGCAUUACCUCUACUUUGCAAUUAUCCUCUUUACCAUCACCUGCGUCCUCGUUGUGGUCAUCUCACUUUUCACAAAACCCAUUGACGAUAAACACCUUCAUAGGUUGGUGUGGAGUCUCCGCCACAGCAAGGAGAAGCGUGAAGAUUUGGAUGCAGAAGAAAAGGAAAUAAAUGCGCGGAAGACUGAAGGAGAAAGGAGGUUGUGUUGGCUGCCUGAGAAAGGCGGCAUGUGGUUCUGUGGCUUGGCUCUGCCCCCCGAAGAGCUCACCAAGGAGCAAAUGGAGGCCCAAGAAAAACUGCGCACAGAUAUCUCUGAAAAACCUUUAUGGAGAAACUUUAACAAUGUCAAUGCAAUCAUAAUCAUGGCAAUUGCUGUGUUCUUCUGGGGGUUCUAUGCAUAAGUUAUUUCAUGAAAGAGUUUCAAAUUGCAGUUUAAGUGACACAUACUGCUCAAAUAAACAUAAGUAUCAGUGGCAAAACAAUCACAUCUGGAUAAAAACAAGAGUGAAACAUGAUUUCUGCAGUAUGCAUUUUGUUCACGUGAUUUUUUUCAAAAUAGUUUUCUAAUUGUGCUAUCAGUGUCAUGGCAUGAGAUGGAAAAUCCAUAAGAAACUCUCAGAGAGCAGUGCGUAUGUUAAAGAACAGCCUAAGGAAGUACAUAUGACAAAACUACCUCCGAGAUUACUUCAAAUAACCUUUUUUCAUCCACAUUAGGGGGGGGGGGGAUAUUCCUGGACAAGUCCUCCGUGUGGCGGUCGAUCUGAUAUUUUUUAAUAACCAGAACUGCCAUUUAUUUAAAUUACGUAACAAUAUUUUUUUACGUGACUGGAUUUUUGUGUGCAGUCAUUGCUGACUAGAGACCAUCUACAGGGCACACUUGAGAAGCUGGUAUUAUCAUGAAUCAAACUCAGGAUUGCAGUGAUGCCAGUUCAGUGGUCGCACGACCUCUUGCGUCGUGCAAUUUAUUUAAAAGGUGCAGCUUGUUCCUGAGUCUGCAUCAUAUGAAACAACUGUCAAUGCAUGUCAGUACAUGUGUGAAAAAGUGUGAAAAACAUAAAUACAAUCUCUAAAGGAGCACAAUAAUAUUAAGAUUGGUAGAAAUAAAAUCGAUGUUUUCUAUUAUUUAUGUACAUUAACAAUAAUUUAUCGGUGAUAGCCUGGUUUUUUUUCCAUUUCAAUUAACCAGAUUGUCUAUCCAAAUAAUUUUACAAUUCAUUUGAAAUAACGAAUUUAAGAUUUUCAAACAUUUUGUAGAUAUAUGACAUCAGAUGCUUCAUGUUUCAACUGCACUGGAUAUAUAGGUAAUGUAAUUGUACUUGAAUACGGUAUAGUAAACUUGUGCCUGCCAUAGAAAUGUGUAAUGUGCACCACUGUUUCAGGGCUGUAAACGGGAGAUUAGCGCUCAUUUGAGCAGGAUAUCAAAACACCAAAAAUAUAGAAUCUGAAGACAUGUAUAAAUAAUACUAGAUUGUAACUUGUGUAUUGUACAUUCCGAUCGAUAAGAAAAUUCACGAUUUUUUAUGCAAUACUAAUCAUACGUCACGCUGGUGAAGACAAGAAGCAUGGAGGGCAUAAAAAUCAGGCUCGAGACCACAAUAAAUUGUACUCUACUGCCCUCUACUGCUCAGCAUAUAGCCCCACAGCAGGUAACAACCCGGUGAACAUGAUGAUGACCCAUCCCUAUCGCUAUCCAGGCCCAUUCACCUGCUUAGCUUCCAAGAUCUGACAAAAUUGGGUACGUUCUGAGUGAUUUUGGUCAUGAGAAAAUGUAUCUCAAUUGUACGCCUUUAUAAUAUAAUUUAUAAUUAACUUCUCCACAUUAUAGCCUUGUUAAAAAAGUCAUCGAAUUAGCUGCCAAUUUUCUAUAUUCAAAUCCCGCAUUGUAUUACACAUUAAGUACUGUUGCAAUGUGCAUAUAUAUUUUAAUUAUUUUAAAUUGAAAAAAAUGAUUUGGUAAUGCGAUACUGUUUUAUUGUGAAAUGUUACCAUAAUAAUUGUACUUUAAUUCGGUUUUUUUCAUGUUCCUUUCGUGUGCUAAUAAAUGGAAGUGCUGCGAGGUUUUCCUUAUAAUGGACAUUUUAAAUUAAAAUUCCAUGAGCUUACACAUAUAUGUAUUAAUCAAGAGACGAUUGUGCGAUGUUUGCAGUGAUUAACUGAAGAUUAAUUUGUGCACAAUGAAAUAUCAUUCUUGUCAAGAUUAAUUUAUAUUCACGUGGACAAUGUUGCCACUUGGUAGCUCAGAAAAUUCUUCGUCAUUAUAGCCAAUGGGAUGUUUUUGUUUUCCCCCUCUCAAGUUAUAUUAUAUUCGAACUUUGUUCAGUUGCAAAUGACAGUACAGUACCUUGUAGUAUUUGGGGAGGGGAAAAAAGAGGAGUGGGAAUUCUCAGUGGCUCUGGAAAUUAAACAGCAUUUUUAUUUGAAAGGUACCGUCAGAUACAAAUUUCCCCAGAAAACAUGAAAGCUCUCGAGCCACGACAAGCUAAAGAUACUUCCAUUAUAUGCCCCAAAAAAACAAGCAAUGAAGAUGUAUAAAUAGGCCAACCUUACAAAGGAUGAAAACAACGUUUAAUUUAGGGGCAAAGCACACUACAAAAAAGGGAAUAUAUAAGGAUGAGGAAUACAUUUGGUAUUUGAGAAUAUAAUGAGAGUAUCCUGUACAGCUAAUACAACAACCACAAAGAUAUUGAACACCUAAAUCUAUAAAAUUGGCAAGGAGGAUGAAAAAAUGUAAUUAUAAUUGAGAAUAGGUUUUCCCCUUAAUUUUCUGGCAACAAAACAGGUGUUAAGAUGUUAAAACACCAAACU
Molecule: messenger RNA, 4234 nt
Organism: Petromyzon marinus (sea lamprey)
Lineage: Eukaryota; Metazoa; Chordata; Hyperoartia; Petromyzontiformes; Petromyzontidae
Source: RefSeq, a predicted model, not a curated record